Juglans microcarpa x Juglans regia is the source of this 1479-nucleotide messenger RNA. Its product is annotated as probable 6-phosphogluconolactonase 1. The coding region runs from base 421 to 1221 and encodes 266 amino acids. NCBI's taxonomy places the organism in Eukaryota, Viridiplantae, Streptophyta, Magnoliopsida, Fagales, Juglandaceae. The transcript is spliced from 5 exons. The record is from RefSeq and is a predicted model, not a curated record. Gene Ontology annotation, biological process: carbohydrate metabolic process; pentose-phosphate shunt. Gene Ontology annotation, molecular function: 6-phosphogluconolactonase activity.
UGGCUCUGCUCUUCUGUAAAAAUUAGAAUUUUUGUUUUCUUUGGCAGUUUUAACCCAUAAGAUUUACAUGUAUUUAUUGACCUUUUAUUUUUUUUAUUUUCAUUUUGGUUUCUGUCUCAGAUGUUUCCGCAGAGGAUCUAGGAUUGAGGAAUUUUCUCAUCAUCAUCUGUGAAAAGUGGAGAGAGAGAUAUUUAUUCAUUCUCUCUCUAUCUAGUUUUAUCCGGUUACUUCGAAGAGAGAGAGAGACUUGUUGUUUUGUGUUUGCGUGUGUUUUGUCACGGUCAUUGUUUGCACGUGGAAGCCCACAAGUAUGAUAUAAUUCCUUAUUCAUACCAAUCUUCCACCUUCGCCAGUUUCUUACUUCUCUUUGCCACUCCUCUUCUCCUCCACCGUUAUAGAGCUGUUAAACUUAUUGAAAGAAUGGCUCUCUCUGGGGCUUGUAAAAAUCGAGGGGAGGUGAGGAUCCAUGAAAGUUUGGAUGAGCUUAGCACUGAUUUGGCAGACUAUAUUGCUGAAUUAUCAGAGGCAUCUGUGAAAGAGCGGGGUGUCUUUGCCAUUGCAUUGUCUGGUGGUUCUCUUGUUGGCUUAAUGAGGAAACUCUGUGAUGCUCCUUACAACAAGACUCUAGACUGGGCCAAAUGGUAUAUAUUUUGGGCUGACGAGCGUGUUGUGGCAAAAACUCAUGCUGACAGCAAUUAUAAGCUAGCAAAGGAUGGCCUAUUGUCCAAGGUGCCUAUAAUUCCCAGUCACGUGCAUUCUAUCAAUGAUUCAAUGACAGCAGAGGAGGCUGCCGAUGACUACGAGUUUGUCAUCCGACAAUUAGUGAAAACUCGUGUGGUCGGUGUGUCUGAGAUUAGUGAUUGCCCGAAGUUUGACCUUAUACUCCUUGGAAUGGGCCCUGAUGGCCAUGUUGCCUCACUAUUCCCUAACCACUCGGUGCUCAAUGAGAGAGAUGAGUGGGUAACUUUUAUUACUGAUUCCUCCAAACCCCCACCAGAGAGGAUCACAUUCACUUUGCCUGUCAUCAACUCAGCUUCCAACGUCGCUGUGGUCGUGACAGGUGACAGCAAAGCAGAGGCUGUACACUUGGCAAUCGACGAUGUGGGACCUGACUCCCUGUCACCGCCAGCAAGGAUGGUGCAGCCAAUGAAAGGGAAGUUGGUGUGGUUUUUGGACAAGCCAGCUGCCUCAAAACUUGACCGUUCUCAAAUUUCUGAGUAGGUUGGGAUGUGUAUUGCUUGUAUGUUGUAGUGAUGGUAUUUUACCCCAGUGGAUUAUGUUCUUUCCCAUUAGUUUUUUCUGCUUUUCGCAUUUGGCCUUUCUUGCUCUCUUCCUUAACAAGGGUUGGACAAUUUUGAUUAUCCUUUGUUGUGAGAUGAGGUUAAUAAGGUAGGGGCCGUGAUGCAAAAGCUGUUUUGUUCAGGUUCCUUUUUGGAACUUGAAUACUAAGUUCAUGAAAUUCAACAGGAUCUUUGUCUC